AUGUCGGUUUUAAAUUUGAUUAAAAGACAUUUUAGGAUCAUACUAACGGAGUUCCUCUUACAAUAUUGUUGCGAUCCAGAAAAAGUGUUAAAUGCGUGCAGAUAUUUAGCAUGCCACGAUCCGGAUGUAUCCACUCCUCAAGGAAGUUUAUCUAUGAGUACAACUCAGAUAGCAGAUUUUUUAAACCCUAAAUUUCUUGGAGUGUUAGCGUACUUUGAUCAUAAAUUAGUGAACGCAAAGGUAGCAUUGUCAGUGAAGAGAAAAGCUUUGAAAAGUUUUCCAGACAUAAUACAGUUAAUGGGAGUAAAAUACCUAACACCACUGAGAUAUAAAGUACUCGCUACUUUGAGGUCUGCUUUGCCUCUCGUAAAAGAGUUCCCAAAGAUUCUAGCGGAAGCAUGGAGCGCUUUCAUUCAUAACAUUGAUACCAUUUCAUUAGGACCUCUGUUGCCCAAUCUUGCUGUUUCCUUAUUACAACAAAUUCAGUACGCGCCGCAAGAGAUCAACAAAAUUUUUCAAUACCUAAUUCUAAACAAUGAAAACUUAUUGAGUUCCUAUAUUUCUGAACUAUUUUUUGUCGACGAUGCGAAAAUAUCCGAGAGAGUAAAGAGCGUAAUUAAAAAACAUGUAAGGAGAACUCAGCCUGACGGUUUCUUGGAGAAAAUAAAAUGGUAUUUGCAGCAUUUAAAUCAAGAUAUUCCGAGCAUAAAGGCAUAUUCAUUUUCUCGUUUGAAUAAACUGUUGAAAUGUAAUAGAAAAGAGUUGCACAAGGCUAUAUUUGGUGGAAAAAACAUUGAUCCUGUUAUAGUAGAACUUAUCGACUGUCUCUUAGUUGGUUGCAAAGACCCCAAUACCGAAGUAAGUGCUUCGAGUGGGUCAUGUUUGGGUCAAUUGGGAGCCAUAGAGGCCGGUCAUUUACCGAGACAAUACGUACAACCAGAUCGCUCACCAUUUGCUUUUUCUAUUAAUGAUAAUUGUUUUGCUGCAACCGCGCUGAUUGAAUUGACUAGAGCUUUUCAGUAUGAGAAAGAUACUAUGAACAUGGACUGCUACGCUCUAACAAUACAAGAAAUUCUGAAAAUCUACGACAUUUCACCAACAGGUUCCAAAAAGACGUGUGGGAUAGUUUCCCCGAGAAUAUGCAUCAAAUAA
Messenger RNA from Pieris macdunnoughi, 1152 nucleotides. Lineage: Eukaryota; Metazoa; Arthropoda; Insecta; Lepidoptera; Pieridae. The record is from the annotation of a GenBank genome assembly.